UAGGACCUUUCCCCAUUCCCCUUAUAUUAGCCAUUCUAAUCGCCAAAAACUCGCCGACGAUGAGAGCUCCGAUCGCGGAGAAGCCCCUGUUUCCUGGCGUCGCCGCAGCCACCCUCAUCGCCGGCGCCUCCUCAUCUCCGCUUCCUCCGAGGCGGACCGCUCCCUCCUAUCCUCUGUUCUCGCCGGCGGUGACCGGACCCAUCUCCGACGAUCCCACAUCCGCCGUCUCCACUACGCACGUCGUCGAUAACCCCCCAGCAUCCGCUCAGAGAUCAGCCUCUCCUAUCGCGUGCUCCGCCAAGCGCUCCCCCUGCAACUUCCUCGUCUUCGGCCUUGGCCACGACUCGCUGAUGUGGCACUCCUUCAACCUCGCCGGGACCACCAUCUUCCUCGAGGAGGACCCCAAGUGGGUCCGCUCCGUCCUCAAGGACGCGCCGAUGCUCGAAGCCCACACGGUCAAGUACAAAACCCAGCUCGUCCAAGCCAACGAUCUGCUGAAAUCAUGGCGGAAAAAUGAAAAUUGCCUGCCGGAGCAGGCUAGGCUCAAAGGGAACCGCGGGUGCAAGCUAGCGCUGUCGGAUCUGCCGGAAAAAGUUUACGGGAGGGAGUGGGACGUGAUAAUGAUCGAUGCUCCGCGGGGAUACUUCAACGAGGCCCCGGGGAGGAUGGGGGCCAUAGCCGCGGUGAUGGCGAGGAGCCGGAAGGGGGCGGGGCCCACCGACGUUUUCCUGCAUGACGUGGACAGGAGGGUUGAGAAGAUGUUCGCGACGGAGUUUUUGUGCAAAAAGAAUUUGGUUGAGGGGUCUGGGAGAUUGUGGCAUUUUAGGAUUUGGCCCGUGGGGGGUGGGAAUGGUAAUGUGAGUGAGAGUUCGGGAGGUUUUUGUUAAUUUUGGAGUUUUUGGGGAGGUGGUUUUUAUUAGAGUAAAUUUUGCGGGGGGUUGGAUGGGAGCAGGAACGAGGUAGUGGGCUUUUCCUGUGAGGAUUUUUGGGCUUCGCGUUGCAGAGAUGACACAGUAUGGAGAUGGAAAUAAUAAUAAUAAUACUUGGGUUCAGAUGGUAAAUUUAGUUUGCUAGAGGGUUGGACUGAAUAGCUAUGUAAUCUUUUUACAUGUUGUGUUUUUACUCUGCAUUUGAAUUUUAGGAGUUUUAAA
Asparagus officinalis (garden asparagus) is the source of this 1151-nucleotide messenger RNA. RefSeq names its product probable methyltransferase At1g27930. Gene Ontology annotation, biological process: xylan biosynthetic process. The record is from RefSeq and is a predicted model, not a curated record. NCBI's taxonomy places the organism in Eukaryota, Viridiplantae, Streptophyta, Magnoliopsida, Asparagales, Asparagaceae.